Messenger RNA from Racocetra fulgida, 1063 nucleotides. Lineage: Eukaryota; Fungi; Glomeromycota; Glomeromycetes; Diversisporales; Gigasporaceae. The record is from the annotation of a GenBank genome assembly.
GUUAACACCCAAAAAGACUAUAACAUAACAUUUGAUCAUUUAGUACUUAUGGAUGGUAGCUCUGUUGUAAGCCUUGAAAUGAUUGAAUCUAAUUUAUCCUACAAAAAAGAGAAAGACAAGGAAAUUUCUACCAAGUUACCAAACAUUAUCUGGGGUAAUUUUGAGACACCAAUUGCAGAUAAUAUGGUAAUUAUUGGAGCGGAAGCAAUUAAAACAAUCCUAGAAAAUAAAAAAGUUAUAAAAAAUUCCAAAUAUUCAAAUUUAAUAACUCAAGCAUACUUUUAUAACAAAGAAAAUUCAAAUAAAUUAGAAGCAUUAUUUUUUAUAAAUGAUAAUGAAGGAUUUAUUUUAUGGACGGGAAAAGUAAAUGAUAUUCCUCAAGGUACUACCAUAGGAGUUGGAAAUUUACAAAUGGCAGAUGAUUUCAUUCAAGUUACCGAACGUCUUUCAAUUUCAUAUGUACCAGCUUGUCAUUAUACAACACCAUCAGAAGGAGAACCUAAAAUAGCCGUGGUAACAAGUUCAUCAUUUAUGGACCGAUUUAUUGAUUGUAAAAAAUCAAUAAUAGACAUAGCCUUUGAAUCAGUGGAAAACAAACGAAUAUAUGCCAAAAAACAUGAAUAUCCAUUCAUUCCGCUACCAACAUACAGACGUGAAAUGGUAACAUGGGGAAAUUUUGAUGCAAUAAAAAUGACAUUGCCAUAUUAUGAUUGGAUUCUUUGGAUUGAUACUAAUUCAGUUAUUACGAAACAUAAUGUUUCAGUUUCAGAAUUAAUUAAAAAAUUUUAUUUAAUUGUUGGAAAUAGAAUAGUUGGAGAUGCUAAGGUUGACGAAGAAGAAAAAUAUAAAAGAGGAAAAGAAGAAUUUGAUAGAACAGUAAAUGUUGUAGUGGCAGAACCUAAAGGAGGAAAUGAAUUUAAUGCAGGAAUGCUAUUAAUUAAACAUUCAAAAUGGAGUUUUGGUUUUAUAAGAAAUGUGCAAGCAACGAGAAAUAAGAGAAUGAAGGAAGAAGGAGCUAUGUGGACGCUUUUAGAAGAAUUUCCCGAUUUUAAACAACGCGUAC